AUGGCAGAUCGCCUGACACAGCUUCAAGACUGCUAUGAUCAACUAGCAACACAAUUCUACGCUUCCAUCCGUUAUCUAUCGCUCCACCACAAUUCCUCCGCCCUCACACCCCCACCCCCACCUCCUUCCAACUCUCAACACAAUCACAAUAAUAGCAACUCCAACGCAAAUCCCAAUUCCAACCACGAGCAACCUGAAUCCUUCUCAUACCCACCAGAACAACGUCCCGACACCCCCACCGCGUUCGCAUUCGCGCAGCGAGAACUAGCCCAAGAUCUACUACUCAAAGCAAAGCAGAUUGAGUAUCUCAUCAGUGUGUUGCCGGGUGUAGAGAAUAGUCAGGAGAAACAGAAGGCGCGGAUUACGGGGCUGGAUGCCGAGCUUGGGCAAGCGUUGGAAGAGCGAAAGAAGGCCGAGGAGGAGAGGGAGCUUUGGCUAGGAAAGGUCGAUGGGAUCAUUGGGGGAAUAAGGCGGUGA
Letharia columbiana is the source of this 477-nucleotide messenger RNA. RefSeq lists its product as uncharacterized. The coding region runs from base 1 to 477 and encodes 158 amino acids. The transcript is spliced from 2 exons. The record is from RefSeq and is a predicted model, not a curated record. Gene Ontology annotation, molecular function: transcription coregulator activity. Gene Ontology annotation, biological process: regulation of transcription by RNA polymerase II. NCBI's taxonomy places the organism in Eukaryota, Fungi, Ascomycota, Lecanoromycetes, Lecanorales, Parmeliaceae. Gene Ontology annotation, cellular component: mediator complex.